Molecule: messenger RNA, 198 nt
Organism: Penicillium angulare
Lineage: Eukaryota; Fungi; Ascomycota; Eurotiomycetes; Eurotiales; Aspergillaceae
Exons: 2
Coding region: 1-198 (65 amino acids)
Source: RefSeq, a predicted model, not a curated record
AUGUCUUCACCGGUCUUGACCCAUGAGCUGGACGAUGCUGGCGAAUGGAUCGCCAAUCAUGUCGCGACAGACAGCACCGGGACCGUUCAUUCUAUCUGGUGCUGGUCGAAUCACAAAAUUGGCGCAGUUGCAAUCGGAGGGCAAAGAGCUGGCUCGUCCAUGGUUCACAGUAGUGGUACGGUGACCUCAGAGACGUGA